GAGUUCAAGGCUAUAUGCAGCUCCUCUAACGCUGCACUAUUAUCUUACGAUCUUUAGACUGGCAAACAAUAAACCUCUUGCUACUUUUUACAGUAUCGUUCUGGGAGCAGCCUCUUUGUCUCUUGUGAUCGCCUACCCUCUGAUGAAAAGAAUAACCUAUUGGCCACAGUUAGUUUUGGGACUUACAUUUAAUUGGGGAACCCUUCUCGGCUGGUCUGCCAUCAGAGGCUCCUGACAAGAGGGACAGCAUGGUUAUCGGUGUGAAGUCGACAGCGUUACAGUUCGAGGAGGAUCCAAAGCAGUGGCUCGGUGGCUUCAGCCUUGCAAUGCUCCUGAGUUUCUGCGUGGCAGGAGGGAAUUGUGACCAGACGCUCCCAUACCUACUUGGCUGUGGCUGCCGUAGGGGCUCACCUAGCACACCAGAAGAGCAACCAGAAAUGGCUGUCACAACCGUCGUGACAGUCCAGCCGCAGGGCGGCGUGGCCAGUGCCUCCAGGAACAUGUGGCAAACGGGGCUGAUGGACUGCUGCAGCGACUGCGGUGUCUGCUGCUGUGGGGUGUUCUGCUUCCCCUGCCUUGCCUGCCAAGUGGCUGGGGACAUGAAUGAGUGCUGCCUGUGUGGGACCAGCGUGGCCAUGAGGACGCUCUACCGCACCAGAUACAACAUCCCGGGAUCCAUCUGCUCUGACUUCUGUACCACCACGUGGUGCCUCAUGUGUUCCGUUUGCCAGCUGAAGAGAGACAUCAAGCGGAGGAAGGAGCUGGGCAUAUUCUGAUGCUGCGGCCUCACUGCGCCUUGCAGAGCUGCCGUGGACAGGAGCCGCUGCUGCCCUGGCUGGUGGGAAACGCACCGUGAGGGGGUUCGCCUUGGUAAUGGUUGGUUCCCCCUUCCCUGAGUAAUACCAUGAAUAAACAGCAGAAUUUUGCUUCCUGCGUGUGUGUGUGU
Messenger RNA from Athene cunicularia (burrowing owl), 946 nucleotides. RefSeq names its product placenta-specific gene 8 protein-like. The record is from RefSeq and is a predicted model, not a curated record. Bases 249 to 776 code for a protein of 175 amino acids. The transcript is spliced from 7 exons. Gene Ontology annotation, biological process: positive regulation of transcription by RNA polymerase II. Lineage: Eukaryota; Metazoa; Chordata; Aves; Strigiformes; Strigidae.